Molecule: messenger RNA, 939 nt
Organism: Cantharellus anzutake
Lineage: Eukaryota; Fungi; Basidiomycota; Agaricomycetes; Cantharellales; Hydnaceae
Product: TLC domain-containing protein
Exons: 5
Coding region: 1-939 (312 amino acids)
Biological process (GO): ceramide biosynthetic process
Cellular component (GO): membrane
Molecular function (GO): sphingosine N-acyltransferase activity
Source: RefSeq, a predicted model, not a curated record
AUGUCUAUUUCUGCUUUUGGCAACGCCUACUUCCCCGCUUCGUUACGACCUUACUUCUUCCUGUCCCACUCCAUAAAUCCUCGGAAUGCAGCCUCGUCCCAGUCUGCUCUCUGGUCUCGAUAUUACACGCCCGGCAAUCAAGACUUUCUGUUUGUUGUUGGCUGGAGUCUGUUAUUCAUCGUCCUCAGGUGGAUAACUAUGCGGCUAUUGCGUAAACACGCGUUGACGCGUCCGAAAAGUGCACCGACGACGACUCGUUUCGCGGAGCAAGGAUUUGCAUUCCUUUAUUAUUCGCAUGCUUGGCUAUUAGGUUUGUGGGUCCAUGCCACGAUAUAUAAGACAAUUCUGGAGACGGACUUGUACUGGACCUUAUACCCACAUAUCCCUAUUCCCGGCCCCGUUAAAUUCUACUAUCUAGUCGGUCUCACCUUCUACUCCACACAAGUCAUUAUUCUCAAUGUCGAAGAGAGACGGAAAGAUCAUAUGCAGAUGUUCACUCAUCACAUCGUUACAGUGUUGUUGAUGGUAGUAAGUUAUUUGACCAAUUUCACGCGGGUUGGGGGGGAGAUCCUUUUCAUCCUUGAUUGGUGUGAUAUUCUCUUGCCCCUCGCAAAGAUGUCGAAGUAUCUCUCCAUCCCGCUCGCUCCAGACGUGAUCUUCGCCAUCUUCCUGAUAUCAUGGCUCGUAACACGUCAAAUCCUCUUCCCCCGUAUUGCAUGGGCUGUGACGAUAGAUAUGCCAGUUAAACUGGAUCUCGUUUGGAACCCCGCAGCAAAACGAUACGCUACACAUAAAGGCUGGAUAUUCUUUGCCUCUAGUCUCUGGAUCCUCCAAGUGCUUCUAACUAUUUGGUUUGGGAUGGCGUGCAAAGUUGCGUAUGGUGUUAUCCUGGGUAGGGGUGCGGAAGAUACAAGAAGCGAUGAUGAAAUGACUAGGUAA